Molecule: messenger RNA, 1233 nt
Organism: Octopus bimaculoides (California two-spot octopus)
Lineage: Eukaryota; Metazoa; Mollusca; Cephalopoda; Octopoda; Octopodidae
Source: RefSeq, a predicted model, not a curated record
AUAUAUAUAUGUAUAUAUAUAUAUGUAUAUAUAAACACACACAUACAGGCACACACGAAUACACUUAAUUAUACACACAUAUAUACGCACAAACAGACAUAAACGCAUUAUAUAUGUUCAUUCACACAAACACAAAAAAUUAGAAAACACAAACUAAAAAUAUUUCCAAACAGGUAAAUUACACACACGUACACACACACUGACACUAACACACACUCACGCGCACACACACUGACACGCACAUACACUCACACCCAUACUCAUCCACACACGCACACACACACACACAUAUAUGUACAUACAUAUCCAGGCGCUUAAGCGAAAUGCACGUGUUCGAAUCCAGGUGCGGAUAUCGGAGCCACUAACAACGGUGUGUGACAAACUUACCUGAGGCUGUUGGCAUCUGUUGGAGAUAUUUACCUAACACACGCCGUGAACCCGAGUGAAAACAGAUACCUUUACAAGUGUCAUUGUAGCAUAUACGAAGGUGAUCGGAUGUUACUUCAAUUAACCUUAACGCCAUCGUCGAUGUUACGACCAUAACAGUUGAUAUUCUUAAUGACAUAAACUAAUUAAGCCUCAAUUUAAAGGCAGAGAUCUGAGUUGAAUUAGUAAAUUGCCAGUAAAAUUGGACGUAGAAAACAACAACAAUCUCAGUUACAACAACAAUAACUAUUACUACUACUGCUCCUAUCACCUCCACCAUCAGCGAUGUGUACGCCUUCCUAUAUAUUCCUUGUUCUCUUUAUCGCAUUCACUGACAAAAUCAAAGGAAUUUGGAGUGAUUGCCAGUUCCCAGAUUACCUCCAAAGUCCGUCCUACGAUGCAAAACUGAAACCGUGGGGUACAAGAAUGUGGUGGCUAAACGGCCGAGGUCAGCCGCCCAAGUGGGUGGAGAGGCAAGAGGUGUACGUGAGUGGCGGCGUAAUAUGGCGUUAUAAAGAGUUUCCUACAAAGAGAUGUGAAGGCUUAAUCAAACACAGAUUGUGGGAGUGUCCGGACAGUAGAGAGAUGCUUUACAAUAGGACGUGUUUAAUGAAGGAGAGGUCUGAUACAUACAGAGUCAUUGAACAUUAUCCAGUCAGGAUUCCAAAAUUUACCUGCAUGAAAUUUCUUCAGAGGACGAAGAAUGUUGUACAAGUUUUUGAAAGACCUCCAACAGAUACAAAUGCUCCUGAUUUGUGUGAUGAGAAAUACCUAAGACUUGAUGAUUGGCCCUGGGUCGGUGAGUAA